GAGAUCAGAGAGAAAGUCAAAUGCCUGCUUCAGGAUGCUGACGAACUGUACAAGCAAUCGUGUUUCCAUAGCGACGGUAUCACGCAAUGGGCGACAGCAGUCGACAAAAGAUUUAAGGAUUUCACGAGUCGAAUGACGAAGUACCUGAAUCAACUCGAGGCAAAGUUGGGAUUCCCGAUUACAAAAUACAGCGAGGUAAGGAGACGAAUCGCACCAUGUGGUGGAAAUGCUGGGGUGGGGUGGGUGAAAAAAAAUUUGGGGAGGUGCAAAACGCGAUCUCAUGGGAGGCGCGCCCCUCCCACCCACGUGUGCUACGAUCUCAGGGGAGGUGCGCCCCUCCCCCACGCGUGCGCUACGAUCUCAGGGGAGGUGCGUUCCUCCCAAACGCGUGCGCUACGAUCUCAGGGGAGGUGCACCCCUCCCCCACGCGUGCGCUACGACCUCAGGGGAGGCGCGCCCCACCACGCACGUGCACUUCCCUUCGAAAUCCAACCAUGCUUUGAAGAAACUUCCGGACAAUUUGGAAAUCAAAAACAACUUCGAUUUAAAUUGAGCGAUUUUUUAAUCAAAUUAUUUGUAAUCCUUACAAUCCUAACCCUAAUCUAAUCCAAUCUCUAAUGAUGCUAAAUUUUCACCAAAUUUUUUUUGGACUUAGUAUGGAAAUUAAUACGGAAAAGAAACCCGGAAUUUUUAUUCAAAUGCUUCCGUGAUAAGAUUGAACAUUCUGGAAGAUCAAUACACAUUCUCACACCUACAAAACCGACAGGGAGGCCAAAAGUCGAUAUCUCACUUUUUAGUAUAGUCUAAUAAACCCAGGCGAACACACCAAUAUCUUGACUUAGGUGCAUGUUAUACGAUAGGGAAUGACCAGUGUCGUGAUUCCUAGGAUCAUUUACUUUCUGCACAUUUCCGCACAACACUGUUUACCAUUCACUGAAAUCGUAACGUGUGAGUUGAAUGAAAUGGAAAGUAAUUAUACAGGAAACAAAGAGUCCUUUAAAUUUAAACCACUAACCCCAGUAUCCGGAAUUUCUUUUUAUAACAGCUUCAUUAUAUAACCAAAAUUUUCUGUGUGAUAUUUGUGCUUAUGUUGAUCUCGUCGAUUGAAUGUGAACUGUUACUCAAUGGUAUAAGUUUGUUUUUCAAACCUAUGGCUCCAGUACAAGUAAAGUAUCAUAUAUAAUAAGCUAUCGUGGUUUGUGUCUGACUACCUGAAAAAUAAGAUUACUAACACAUCGAAGUCGACCCUACAGUAUAGGCUAUGCAGGAGGUUUAUAAUAAACUCACUUCCUGACCAAGGGCCGUCGCUCGAAACUUCGAAAUUUUCUUAAUCUUUUUCAGGUAUUUCAAACACAAACCACGACAGCUUGUACACUAUAACUUUGACCCGUAAGCGGACAAGCUGAAUAAUUGCUUGCCCGCGUAGGGAAUUGAACCUCUGACUGUAGUAUACAACGCUCUGCCAACUUAACCGACAUUGAACUGACAUGACUUCGUAGCUCAGCUGGUAGAGCAUUGACUAGCAUUGGACUAGGGCGAAUUGAACCUGUGACUUUAGUUUGCUAGUACAAUGAAUGCCCCGCCAACUGAACCGACAUUCAACCGACAUGACUUCGUAGCUCAGUUGGUAGAGCAUUGACUAGCAUUGAACUAUGAGGGAAUUGAACCCGUGACUUUAAUUUGCUAGUAUACAAUUCUCUGCCGACAUUGAACAGACAUGACUGCAUAGCUCAGUUGGUAGAGCAUUGACUAGCAUUGGACUAGCAAAUCAAAGGCCGAAGAUUUUCAACGUGUCAGUGUUAUCUAGUAUAAUGUAUAUAUUAUAUUCAUGGGCUGUAUAAUUUUGUUCCUGUUUAUAGAAUGACGAAGAGAUGCCUGACGUCUCAGUGUUAUCCCAAGCCCAGCAACAUCCGCAGAGUCUUGCCAUACGAGAGAAAACCCUGAACCUGCGAGAACUCUCUAAGGACAGCGGUAUUCAUGAACUCAUGGAAGAAGAGAAGCGGAAAUCAGCACGAAGGAAAGAGUAAGUCAUUAAGUUCCUUUAAAGUUUAUAUGGCGAUAAUUAAAAAAGCUCAAAAUAUGAAAACCAUAUGGCCUGCCAAACAAUUUUUUUUGGCAGGUGAGCCGAAGGUCAGAUUAUGGUUUGCUAUUUUUAUUUUUGGACUGCCAAAAUGGUUUCACGCGAGCAUGACGUUACGGCAAACCGCUAACAAAAAAUGUCAAACUGCAAAUCGAUUGUGUCCUCAACCGCAGGACGCCAUUUUUUUUAAUAGAAUUUCGCCUGCCAUUUUAUUUUUAACUUGGCAGGUCAACGUUUUUUCCGCCUCCCAUUUCUAAAAUUUGGCCUGCCUGCCGUUGGCCAUCAGUAUUGGCCAUUGGCAGUUCGCCAUUUCGAGCCCUGGUGAUAAGCAAUAUAUCUCUUGGCUUGCGGGAAACGUAUAUUUAUUAUUGCAAAGCUGAUAUUCUAUCAGUAUAUAAAGGGACAUGUGAAUAUCUGUUUCAUGAUGAAUAUCCGUUUCUUUGCAACAAUAAAUAUACGUAGUGUUUCUCACAAGAUAUGAGCAUAGGUCAUUGUUUUUAUUUCUAUUGUAAAAACUAUAAGCUAACUUUAUUUAUGUUGGAUAGCUCUAUCAGUUCUAAACUGUUCUUUCUACAGAGGUCCAGUAAGAGCCAUCAUUGUCUCAUGCGUUACUGAACUGCAUGAGGAAACUGGAGUACUGGGAGGAAACCUAAUGAGGUUCUUAGUCUUUCCGUAUAUAUCAUCCUGUUACAAAUAGUCAUCGUCUGUCAACACUCCGACUAUUGUUCUAUGAUCAUUAAUCAUAUGUCUAUUAUUAGCUGUUUAAGUGUUUGGGGUGCAAACUAACAACAACUUGUCGUAAACAAAACUGAAAUGAUGACAAACUUGUUAAAACUUAUAUGUAUAGUAACACAUUUUUUGUUGUUACGUGUAUCAAGCUUGUUACAAACUUGUUUUCACGCAUUGGGUUUUUACAAUGAACGUAUCGUCAUUGUCACAGAACCUGAAUUCAAUUCUUAAUUAAAAGACCUGUCCCUCGUACCAAUUUGGCUUGUAGUAAAGUAACUUAGCCACAGUGUUGAAAAAGGAAGAGGAAAUAUCUUGCAGAUUUAAUGAUGUUUUCGCUCAUUGUCGGCCAAUUUACUAGCGUAAUAUCGAAAGUCAUUAUUUCCUCAAGUCAUGCCGAGUUUCAAGUGCCAUUACUUCUGUCCGUUUUCCUGGUGACGAAAUGUUAUAUAUAAACUUUUUAGCGUUUAAGAAGGUAUUUUUAGUAUUUCUGUACGAACACGGGAAAAAAAUUGACUUAGCUCUGCUCACAUGCACUAGUUCUGGACUACAUCAAGUCACUUUAGUAUACAGUAACUCGUAUUCAAGAACAUAUACUACGUCUACGUGAUCUUACUGUACCUUGCUUAAUUCAAUAGUGCGGGAAAUUUCAGUGAACAAAACUCGAUGUCAAGGAUAAGAGUAAUUAUAACAUUUCGAAAAUCAAUAUUUUUGUAAAGUAAAGCCAUAGGUACUUGAGUGCAAGUCGCAAAGCUUUCUAAGUGCACUUCCUCAAAGUGUGUCUUUGUCUCUCUGUGUGUAGGUAAAACAUAUAGUGAGCACAAAAUAUACUUUGAGAAAGUCUUGUCCAUAAGCUGAACGUGCAAUGUUAUUCUUUAGGUUUAUAAUGAACGAGCUACUUCACACAGAAAGAACGUAUGUCUCCGACUUGAAAUGUAUUAUUCAGGUGAGAAAAUCUCGUAAUCUUACUUCCUUACUAAAUCUCGUAUCUUACUUCCUUACUAAAUCUCGUAUCUUACUUGCAAACGAGUAGAAGUACAGGGGGGGGGGGUUAAGGAGUUAGGCAUGGAGUACGGCACGGGGUGACCAUCGGCCAAAGUAUUAAAAAAAGCAUCAUCAUUAAAGGGUAUGGGCAAUGAAAAUUUCUUCAUCUAUCUUAUUGCUUCAUCUGAAAGAGCAUGAAAAAAUAUGCCGAUUGGCCGUUUACAAUAAGCCGAUUGGCCGUAUUCUAUCUCAUCUGGUUCCGAAGUUAUAAGCAAAAAUGUGCAAAAUAUAAAUUGCUGAUUCAGCACAAUGUGUGACGUCAUAAGCGGGGUAAGUAUGUUUAUUGAAUACUACACUGAAGCAUAGCUCAGUUAUUAUGGGCCCAAAUCAAGUGAAAUUUUGGAUACUGAUUGUACAUGAUGAGACGCAUGGAAAAACACUUCUAAUUUUGUUGCCAAGGUAACAAUGUCGUUCCCAGGACCCUUGCGCCAAUUUUAUAAAACAGCUUUAUUCAAGGUACUGAUAAAAAUAAAAUAAUAUCAGAAGUAUGUGUACGAUACCUAUGCAUGCCGAAAGUUUACUUGCAUGAUAAUAAUUCGAAAAUGACAUACACAUAGAGAAAUGCAACUAGUUAUUCAAAAUCAGUGUAAGGGGCCUGGGAACGACUGUGUUGCCUUGACAACGAAAUUAGAAGUGUUUUCCCAUGCGUCUCAUCAUGUACUAUCUGUAUGCAAAAUUUCAUUUUAUUUGAGCCAAUAAUCACUCAGCUAUGCUUUAGUUUACUAUUCAAUAAACAGACUUACCCCGCUUAUGACGUCACACAUUGUGCUGAAUCAGCAAUUUAUAUUUUGCACAUUUUUGCUUAUAACUUCGGAACCAGAUGAGAUAGAAUAGAGCAGUAAACGGCCAAUCGGCUUAUUUUUUCAUGCUCUUUCAGAUGAAGCAAUAAGAUAGAUGAAGAAAUUUUCAUUGCCCAUACCCUUUAAAGGAGCUAUGGCAGUGUUCUAUGGGGAAUCACAAGGGGGGGGGCAACCUUGGGGCGCUUUCCAUUUACUGGUCAGAUCCGAAUUCUUUUCUCUGCAUCAAUGGAAAAAUCUGGUCUAUAUGUUUCUCAGAUAUCUAGCGAAAAUGAACCUCAUUCAGAUGUUAUCUAAAUUUUCUGGUCAGAUAGGUCCGAAGCCUAAAUGUUUUGUGUUCCAUUCAACAAUUUGACCGUUCUAACCGGUCUGGCCGUGUUAAUGGAAAGCGCCCUUGUAUUAGGGAUUUGGGGAUCUUCGUUUCUAAGCAUGAGCUAUCUUUUCCAACCUCGGUGUUCGCUCCGAUUUUGUAACGGGAAUUUAAUAUGUUGUUUUCGUCGUGUUCCAGAACUAUAUGGAAGUCAUGGAUGGCAACGCAAAUGUUCCUCCUGGUCUUGUUGGUAAGGAAGAUGUCAUCUUUGGUAAUAUCAAGGAAAUUUCCGAAUUUCAUCAAAGGUUAGAAAAUCUAUCUUAUAUAAGACCAGUAGAGCUUGCAUAUAAGAUGUCAUCGAAGAUGUCGUCUUUGGUAAUAUCAAGGAAAUUUCCGAAUUUCAUCAAAGUUAGAAAAUCUAUCUUAUAUAAGACCAGCAUAUAGCUUGCAUAAAAUGAUAUAGACAGGAUCAUAAACACGAAAUAUUAAUGUAGUGAAAUAUUACACAGUGAUAAACGCUAAAUGCAAGAAAAUGUAAGGUCGUUUCUUUUUUCUCGUUACAUAUAAUUAUUUCAAUAUUUAGUAAUUUGGCUCAAUCCAUUCUUAUUCGAAUAUCUGUCUUUGCCCUAGUACAUACACAUGUGUUAUUUAAUCUAGCUGAAAUCAACGAGGCAAUGUAUACAAGCCUUAUGGUUUCUAUUUGGGCUUCCUCACCAGGCACAAUUAUUUUUGUAUAUAUAUUUAUAAUUUUUGGUUUUUGUAAUUUUUUUUGUGGUGAAUCAAAUCAAAUUAUUAUUAUAAUUGUGUAUUUUCAGCGUAUUUCUAAAUGCUUUGGAGAAAUACGAGACUCAUCCCGAGGACGUUGGUGAAUGUUUUGUUGAAAAUGCGGAAGAGUUCAAGAAGUACGUGUUCUACUGCAAGAACAAAACUUUAUCCAACGACUUGCUCAUUGAACAUGGCGGGACAUUUUUCUCGGUAAGUUAUGACGUAAUACUCCUAAUGUUCUGCCAAAACGUUUCACGUGAUCAUAAACAAUGCUGGUGCCUGUGACUAUUCGAUCUUAGAUGGAUGCAAUGGCGAAGGAGAUUGUUCUAUUCGUAAGCGUUGUUUACACCAUCAAAGUUUCUGUGAUCACAGCAUGAAUUUUGCAUAGGCAAAGUCUAAGUUUUGAAUGAUUUGUAAGAUAUGUUGGAGGGAACUGAUUUAGUUUUACAAAGGGAGUCAUUUCCUUCAAAAAUUUCUUACAAAUCUUUCAAAACUUAGAAUUUACCUAUGCAAAAUUCCUACUGUGAUCACAGAAACUUUGAUACAGUAUAAACCAGCCUUUAUGAUUUCAAAACUGAAAUUUUAACCUAAGCCGUUUGCAUUUUCCCUCCAGGAUCUGCAAGCUUCGUACAAUCAUGGGCUCUCCAUAGCUGCUUACCUCAUCAAACCUGUUCAAAGAAUAACCAAGUAUCAACUUUUACUCAAGGUUUGUGAAAUAAUUUAUUUAUUUGUCCACAGUGGGAAGGCUAAGGCUACAGUGGGGAAGAUGUUAAGAAGUACCUGUACAGAAAGUAGACGAUCGAGUGAAAGAAUGAAAGCGGGCGAGGGAGGGGGGUAGGAACGAGGCAUGAAAAGAAAUGUAUUAUAAGAAGGAAAAGGAAGAAAGAAUAAAUAUAUGGAAAGAUAAUAUACGUUUGCAGUUCAGGUCUAAAAUUUAAUAAUUUUUGCUUUCAGGAUUUGUUGACGUGUUGUGAAGGUUCAGAGACAAGUCUUCAGGUACUGAUAUGUUUGGUGUAUAAAAACCUGGAGUACACUCUGGUUUAUGUGACACUAAAGCUAAACGUUUCAAUCUUCAUUCACAGGCUGGCCUGGAGGUCAUGUUGGGCGUUCCUCGACAAGCCAAUGAUGAAAUGUCAAUCGGUCAUAUUCGAGGAUUUGAUGUAAGCGUGCAGUGACUUUCUUCCGGGAUUUCUCAUUCAGAAUCUUAGUCUUUUAAAUACUUGUUAACAUUUUCUAUUAUUCUACCAAUUUUAGGAAAAUUUGCACUUUUUAGGAAGAAUUCUGCUACAGGUACGAUUAACUAUUUCAAAGUUGAAGGAUGGGACCCAAAUUUUAAAACUCCCCCUCUAUAGUUUUAGUUGUCACUUUAAAAGAUAAAUUUCUCGAAUAAGGAGUUUAUCUCAAUCGUAAAAAUGACAAUAGACCUUUCCCCUUUUAAGUGAAAUUUUGAUUUAGACAAGUCUGGACAAAAAUUUCAUCACAGCUUGAAAGAGCAUCGCAAAGUUUCGUUGCAAAAUGUUGUAAAAUGCGGAUAAUAUAGCCUUGCGAAGUUUGCCGUUUUUCACUCAUUUUGCAUUACAAACGGGAAUUUGAUAAUCAGAUGAUCAAACUGAUUAUCAAUUUCCCAUUUGUAAUAGAAAAUGACUGAAAAACGGCAAACUUCGCAAGGCUAUAUUAUCCGCAUUUUACAACACUUCGCAACGAAACUUCGGAAUAUUACUAAUUUCGUGAUGCUCUUUCAAGCUAUGAUAAAAUGUUUGUCAAGGCUAGUCUAGACCAAAAUUUCACUUAAAAGGGGAAAGGUCUAUUGUCUUUGGGCUUGUAUUCCGCUAGGAAAUAUAUAAAAGUGCACUUCCUUUGCCAUUCAAAUGAUUUUACAAACCAUAAUUUUGCCAAGCAUCGGUUGUUUUAACAAUUAUUGUAAAGCUUAUCUUCUAAUUUUUGCAAACCUCUAAACUUACUAGGAUGUAUUCUUCAUGUGGGAUGCAAAGUUGUUGAGACGGAAAGGCAAGGAAAGGCAUUUAUUUUUGUUUCAACAAGCUCUUCUUGUUACGAAAGAAGUCAAAGACGUCGAUGGAAAAGUUGUCUACUUGUACAAAUAUAAACUGAAGGUAUGUAACUCAAAAUACAAAUCAUAUAAGUGUAAUGUACAGUAUUUUUCUUUAAUAUUUCUAUUUUUCGUUGGUUUGUCUUAAAUUUAUAGUGCCCAGAGCUGGGUGUGACGGAACAUAUUGCAGAAGACGGAUGUAAAUUUGCGAUAUGGACGGGACUUCCUCCGAAUAAUGAUGACAGGAAAAUAGUCAAGGUACUGAACGAGUAAACUUCAAAUCUUAAAUUACCUUCCACGCUAAAAAAAUAUUGUAGUCCUUAUUUUUAUGAAAAAUAUGUAAAUUUUUUCACAAGCUGUCGACAAGUUGUGUUCCAACUGCUUGUUCCCAGUUGUUGGAACAAGUUUGGAACAAGCUGUUAACAACCUGAAACAAGCUUGAUGGCAUUAUCAGACUUGUUACAAAGUUGUUGCAACAAGUCUGAUACAGUCAUGAUAUGACAAGAAUGUUACAAGGUUGACGACACAAGAUUGUAACAAUAGUGUUGUGUCAUGACUGUAUCGGACUUGUUGGCAUUAUCAGACUUGUUAUAAAGUUGUUCUAACAAGUCUGAUACAGUCGUGAUAUAGCAAGAAUGUUACAAGGUUGACAUCACAAGGUUGUAACAAUAUUGUUAUAUCAUGAUUGUAUCGGACUUGUUGGCAUUAUCAGACUUGUUAUAAAGUUGUUCUAACAAGUCUGAUACAGUCAUGGUAUAACAAGAAUGUUACAAGGUUGACGUCACAAGGUUGUAACAAUAUUGUUUAGUUAUAUCAUGAUUGUAUCGGACUUGUUGGAACAACCUUGGAACAAGUCUGAUAAUAUCAACAAGCAGUUGACAAGUUGUUCCAUACUUGUUGACAACUUGGGGCAAGCAGUGCGAACACAACUUGUUGACGGUCUGUUAGCAGACUUGUUAUAAGAUGUGAGAUUUUUGAUCGGAAUACUUUCCUUAUUACACCUCAGGCUAAUUCAUUGGACGUGAAACAAAACUGGGUAAAACAAUUGCGAAGUCUCCAACAACAAUUCCAAUUUGGUGUCUUGCGUAGCAGAAGUAAGUUUUCUUUUUUAUUUUGAAGACAAAUAUUGUAAUCUAAAAUAUUACACCAAUAUUUAACAACCACCAACAUUUGCCCUCGACAAAUAAUUAAGAUCGUUGUUAAUGAUAUUUUGUUCUAUUUUAUUCUUUUAGCAAUGUCAACGUGUUCAAGAAGUGCCUGGAAAAAUCCUGAUAGGUAUUGGAUAUUUUCUUUUUUAGUUUAAUCACAUUGGCAUUGUUUAAUCUCAUGCAUUGAUCUAGAGUAUACAGUAUCGUAUACCAAUGUCCUGAAAAAGUCCGUGAAUAGCAUUUCUGUGAAUUUCGUUACAAGAACAACAGGCCAAGGGCCCAAGAGAAAAAAAUUAUUAAAUAAUAAAAAAUAAAAAAUAUUAAAACUCAGUUUCUCAAUUUUCAUUUUGAAGUCCAUGAAUAACUUUAAGUUUUGUAACCAAUCAAAUUUCAAAAUUUGCGUCACAUGUAUGUCCUUGCAAACCUAAUAUGGUUCACUAAUGAAAAUGCCGUUUAUUUACAAACCACCAGUGGUUGUAUAAAUUCUUCUGAUUCAAUCAUGAGCGCUUUAUUCAGAAUUGAUUCAGUUCACACGUUGUAACCGAAUUAACCAACAUAGCGGCGGAUUACGUAAUUUCCCACGUUUAGUGACGUCAUAGGUUAAAUUAAGAAUUGCAGUCAGUGCUUCCACGUUAAAAUUUUCAAUAUCCAUAUAUGACAGCUAAAAUUUCCAUAUAUUUAACAAAAAUUCCAUAAAUCACCAAUGCUAUCCCAAAAUAUCGCACUUUAUCCCACACAUGUUUCAACUAUAUGGCUCAGCGUUUGAAAUUUGGGUCCUCAGAAGGGCUUGGGGUGAAUUUUAUACUUGGCCUAAGAAAGGAUAAGAUUGAUAAGAACAUGAUAAGAACAUGUAGAGCACAGUUGUAGACAAAUCUAGGUCCAUAUUAUGUGCAAUAGUAUAUGUAACUUUUUUUAUUAAAAAUUGGAUUAACUGGACAAUUUCCUGACUACCACUAAUUGACUUCCGCAUUUUCUUUACUCUUCAAGAAAUUACUUCCUUUAAAAUUCCUUCGUUCUAAACAAAGACGAAGGACUUUGCGGAAGUCUAUUGGACAAUUUACAAUAUUAUCUGAGUACUGAAAUUUCCAUAGAAUUUCCAUCAUUUUUCCAGGGCCACAAAAAAGUUCCAAUUCACUUCCAAAAUUCCAUAACAUAUGGAAAUUUCCAUAAAAGUGGAGUAUCCUAUACUCCGGGGGGGAGGGGGGGGAGUGACGUUCUUUCCAACAAUCCAUGUCAUUGCGAACGCGACGGUAUAGGCUGUGUUGAUUACAUUGUCUAUCACUCAGUUAUACUCUGUCUAUAGCCAGCAUAGCGGACGGUUUUUAAGGGGUUGGGUUUGAAGCAGAUUGUCUGUUUGUAUUGAAAUCUCUGCGGAGACAUGCACAAGCUAACGUAUAAAGAUAUCUUGAACGCGUUCUUAUGUCAUUGCAGAGAGAGCGGUGUAAUCGACGAUGACAGAGUUUCGUGGGACUUUGAGUAUGGAGAUAAGGUGAGUUUUUAUUUUCUUUUUAUUUUGGUUGGUUUCAUGGUCCACGAUACCGGAUUCGCUUGUCACAUCAUCGAAUCUGACCGUCUCAAGAACAACCGUCUCAGUGACAAAAUACGACGAAAAUUGUCAAGGGGAAAGUUUUAUGAGAGCACAUCAUUCCUGAGCGGUAUAUUUUCAUGUCGUACUUGUAUCGAGCAAAGAGAAUUCUGUAUUGUGGUAGCUUACAUGGGAACGUAAUAUAUGCACAUUUGUUUUGCGAUCAUACAUCGUUGUUGCAACCAACGCGAAUUAUGCAAAUAAAGUAAAGUUGCGGGCUGUUCGUGUCAUCCCUUAAAUCUUGAAUAUUGCUAGCGACGCUGGUUGCCAUCAAUUUACAUUUUGGAGAACUCGCAUGACUAGUCACUAAGACUGGGAACAUAGAAUGGACAAAGGUAACCAAACUGAUUAGGCCUAUAUUAUACAGUCAUGUAGCCAAAUAAUUCAACUAUACUAAAGCAUUCAUUUAUAGCACCAGAAUUUGAAGGGCAUGUAUAGCUCAGAAUGAUUGACUCAUCGGGCUAACUGAUGAGUGUUGUCUACUGUUUAACUGUAAUAAAUACCUGACCAUGGCGUUAAGCAUGCAUCGUUUCUGUCUUCAAAUAAUUUAAAUGAAACGUAAAUUUAAUAUAGGGUAUACAGACCAUAGAUAUCUUAUAUACACUAGAUGGUGCAUCUAAUUAUUCUGAAAUUCAAAAACUGAAGCCGUUAUUGCAGUCUCAGGUCGUUCCCAUAAAAUGAUUCGUAUGUUUUCUAUUUCUUAAACAGGGAACUUUAAACAUUAAGUUAACCCUAUUCCAAAUACGUUUUUAAACUAUUCAAAUGAUGAAAGUUAUUGUUGUUUUUAAGCGUUUAUUAGCAAGUGGGAACGACCAACAUGGCCGCCAUCUAUUCAAAUGGGGUAACCGCUGGAAUAUUCUUGGCUUCAAUUUUACUAAAAGAAAUGCGCUAUCUAGUGUAUAUAAGAUAUCUAUGAUAUAGACUCAGUUCUCGAUUUGCUAAACAAAACACUGCGUUGGCCUAUUCAUCAGUCAUUAUUUCGGCUCAUCUUUUAACGAUUGUGUUUUGUAUACAUACAUAAUGCAUUUAUCAGCAUGAUACUUGUAAACAAAUUGAUAUUAUAACCACAUAAACUGAAGUUAAUGUUGAUUAAAUAAGUUUGAUAGCAUGUUGGCAAUUCGCAAUUAGAAGUUAGAUCCUAAUUCGUUUUGCUUUUAACCCUUGUAUGAAUUUGCUAUUGUAAUGAUGACAAUUGAAAACAGCUUUCUGGUUAUGACACAAUUUGUCGGUAAAAUAGAGAUCAAUUGGAGCUUUUUGCAAUGCUAAUUAAGUUAUUAAUUUGGACCCCGAUGUCAGAACAAUUAUUGCAAAGAGUUAUACCUCAAAUUCCGCCACAAUCUCAUAUGAAGGUUGCUUCAUCCGGUUUCAGUAAUAGCAUCGGCCCUAUAAGCGCCUCGGUAGGAUUUCUAGGGAGGGCUGUUUACACAAAACGGAUAGAGAUAAAUGUAGUUUCGUUUGGUUGAAAAGGGCAUAUUUAUUUAUUGAUACUUAUCAUAGUAGAAAUACCUAUGGCUAAUGGUGUCAAUUCAUGGGACGAAUGGAAACCAUAAUAAUUUUGUAUUAGUAGAAUAAAUAUUCCUUCAUAGUUGAGACACAACCAGCCAAAUAUAUAAAUCUCGAUAUGAAUGUUUUGUGGGCAAAACAAAAGUCCCCAGUACAGUAUGCUGAUUGCCGGGUUCAUUCUGCGUGUGCGAGCCACAUCGAUUUAGAAACAAAUUUCCGCAAUUAGAGUGACAAUGGUAAAAAACAUGAAAGGGUUUAAACCUUUACCCCGUUGUAUUGGUUGCUACAAUAAAAUGUGUCAGACAUAAAUAGUUGAGGUUUCUUUCGUCUCAUUUAAUUUAAACGUGAGUCGAUGACAGAAUAGAACUGUUGCGGUAUCAUCACGGGGUCGAAAAAUGUCCAUGUUUGUCUAUAAUUGGUCAUGCUAUAGUUCCUCCUCUUAAAGUGGCGCGUGGACCCUGGGUACGAGGUUGGGUAAUAGCCCUUCGGAUCUAGUCACGGCAAUGUCAAGUUGUCAUGGAGAGAUUUUUGCUCACGACUUGAUGGAAAUAUAUUGUAAAAGUACACAAAAAAGCAAAUAUAUGUUUAAAUAAUCAGUCUGAAUGACAAUGCAAUAAAUCUGCAGUUUAACCGUAUGCUUUUAUGAUAACAGCUUGAUAUAUUAUUAUUACGAUCGCGAUAGAUAACCUUCGAUUCAACAUCUUGACUCUGUUUAGGCUACUGGCGUAGCUCAAUAACGAGUCUGCCAGCUUCUUUUGGAGGCUAACUUGGGUUGGACUAGUGUUUCUACCCUCUUGAAAUUGUGUGAUUAGCUAAUGGAUAUUAGCUUUUAAAAGUUGGGGGCUACCUUUGAGUGAGCUAGUGCAUUUAACUUCACGUAGCUAGAAACGAGCUAUAUCCUGCGAUUGACUCAACCAAUAUUAAAUAAUGGGUACUAGAUUUUGUUGGUGCGGUUCUCUUAUAGUGGACUCGUAUUUCUACCUUCUUGAGAUUACGUGAUUCGCUAAUGAGUACCUGUUUUAGGGGCAAACUUUAGGUGAGCUAGUGCUUUUGUUUCAUGGGGCUUUCUUGUAGUGGAGUAGAGCUUUUACCAUCUUGAAAUCGCGUGAUUCACUAUAAUGAGUACCAGCUUUUCUUGGGGGUACACGCUAAUGCUUUUAAAUUCACCUUGAAAUAGGCUAUAUCCUGUGAGAAUUCAACUAAUGAAUACCAGCUUUUUUUACGGUGAACUUUGGUGUUCCUUUUGACAGGCUAUAUCCUGUGUGCCAUUCAACUAAUAAGUAUUAAGUACCAGUUUUGUUCAUGGGGCUUUCUUAUAGUGGGCUAGUGUUCCAUUUAAAAGGCUAUAUCCUGUGUGCCAUUCAUCAAUGAAUACCAGUUUAUCAUGUGUACAAUUCACUAAUGAAUGCCAACUUUUGCUUCAUGGGGCUUUCUUGGAGCAGACAUGGGUUCUUGGCUUGAGCUUCAGACAGACUAUAUCCUAUGCGCUAUCAAUAUCCGCCAUGUGCAGUGAAAAUAGAUAUUAAUUGGAACACACCUAAUAUUAGAACACAGAACAGGAAAACUAUUACUGCCUUUUGAAAUUCCCGACAGUAGGUCGCUAUGUCCAGUCCGGGCAGGUCUAGCACACCUGUUUCAACAUGCUUUGUAAGUGUCUUGCGCGGCUUUCAGUCCACUUUGGUGCUCGCGGACCUACCAUUCAACUACAUGGGUGUCCAUACGACCUGUUCAAUUUGUCUUGAAUAGGUCGCUUGCCUGACAUGGAUGGAUGAGCAUUCUCGUUACCUCCUAACGGAAAUGUCGUUAUAAUUAAUUCAUCACAUGUUCCAACUGUGUACACAAGAUGUUUUUCGAAAGGGCGUGUUCGCAAUGAAGUUUCGCUGCAGAUCUCUUAUCUCUAAUUCGGACCAAUUAUGCGCAUUAAGCACGUAAUUGAAUUCUUCGGCUUUUUAAUUGACACGCCCUUGAGCCCAAGUGCAAAAAUGUUUUGCCGAACCCCGAGGCGCUGUAUUAUUUCCCUCUUUUAUACACGUCUUUCCCAGAUGUAUACAUUGUUCGAUGUAUAGAAGUGUCUGGUACUAGACAUGAAUUGAAAUAAAUAGAAUGAUUACAACUACGUUCUAACUUAUAUAAAAUACAUGAUAGUGUUGGGAAAGCAUUAAGAACAGCUAACCAAGGCUCGCUCUUAUGCACCAGCACUCAAAAUUAAUGUUGGUCCCCUCUCAUUAUACCCUUUAAAUAUUUCAUCUUAUUAAUCGAUAAAAUUGAUUUAACGAGAACGUUAGUUUGUACAAAUAGUACAAAGGUGGCUAUCGAAUUAUUGUUUUCUCGAUAAACUGUUUGCAAUAGUUAAUUGUAUAGGAUCACGUCUGUCUUUCGCCUGGGACGUAGAUCAGUUUAAAUUAAACAGGAUAUACAUAAACAGGAACAGCAUUGGAAAAUACUACCUUCGGGACUUGGCAGCGGAAAAGCAGGAAAAAAUUUGUCUUUUGAAAUAUUUCAGGCUUGUGCUUAUGUGGAAGUUUGUAUUGUAAACUUUACUGCAUCGCAUUGGCGUUUGUCUUUUGUUGUUGUGCUUUUUUCCACACAUUUCAAGAAGGCUUUUAGAUGAGUUGUCUGGACAUCUAUUUUGAAGCAUUUUCAGUCGAUACAAAAACGAGCCUCUUUGCUUAAUAUGGUUGUGCCCCACUUUCCCACACUGCCCCACUUUCAAUAGUAAAGAGCUAUAUGCAUAUUUGACAGACUGAUGCCAAGAUAUGUCAUUUCCAUUUUCGCUAUAACAAUCCAACAAACUUGUUACUUGUUAUUACAUUUAUAGGCUAACAAAUAUACAAACCUACACGAAAUAAUUUACAUUAUUUUCUUCAUCCUGAUAUUAAACUGCACCAUCUUCUGCACAAUGGUGCUUGGUAGAACCCUCCUAUGUUUACAAACUAUAAAUAUUAAAUAUUGAUCUACUACGAAUAUCCAUACUAAAUCGCAAAUCUGUUCCUUCCGUAUAAGAAGACAGUGGUGUCUUCUUUAUAUACGGAAGGAACAGAUUUGCGAUUUAUUUUCUUUUGCUCUUCAGAUAUUUUCUCUAAUCUCCGUGAGAUAUUUUAUCUUUGUAAACAUUUUAUCUUCACGAUAAACCAUCAGUUCGUACUGUAAAAAAAAUUCAAAAUUCCGGCCAAGCCUUACUCUUCACAUUUCCUGGUGUUGAUUGAAUGCGUUUAGAAAUAAAUUAACCACAUUAUUGCGUUUGAAGAAUUCGGCUAAUUGUCUAUCUUCUAUCUUGACUUUCGUAAUCAAACGAAGCAUACGGCCUCGCUCUUUAAGAUUUUCCAUGCACGGUUCAUUUGUUGGGUCAGUAAAAAUACAACAAGGCAGUUCUACGCAGCGAAGGUAGUAUUUUAAAAAGACGGGUGUUUAGGCUCCUAUCUUUCUACAGUCUUCCGGUAUGGCUUUGCAACUUGCAUAGCUCAAAUUACAAACUCCCCAUUGCGUUAUCUAUUUGUAUGCAAUGCAACGAUUUAGACAAUACAUGAGAUCGCAUAAUUACUGGCCAAGCCUUGUAUUCAAUAUGCUUUGUGUUUCCGUAGGCUUGUGACGAAGUAUCUAGCACCGAGGUUACAUACUACAGCGUUGAGAACUACACGAAAUUAGCCGAAGACGAAGUUUCCGUGAAGAAAGGACAAUUCGUUGAAGUCCUCGAGAGUCCUGCGAAUAAUGUCCGAUGGAAAAUACGCUUUAUAAACCCCGAUUCUGAGCCACAGAUUCAGGAAGGCUGGAUACCAUCAGACGUUUUGAGGCGGCAAGAAGAAUCGCGGCGAAUACGAAGGAACUCCGACGGUUCCUUAUGCAGUAGCGAAGGUAAGACCAUUCACAGGAAACAUUUUGCUUUUGUUGGGUUUUUGUUAUAAAUAUACGAUAUCAUAUUCCCGAUAAUGACUUCGAAAUACCUGUUGUCAGUCGUAUUGCGUAAUUCUUAUUGAAUUUGAGAAUUGUAUACAAGUCCUUUUUUGGUAGAUUUUUGUAAGCGUAUAAGGUAUAUACAAGAGGUUCUCUUUGUGUGGUAGCUUGAAUCCAUUUAGCCACAAAGGUCAUGUCAAGAUUUCUAUACUUAUGUCGAGAGCCAACGUUUAAGUCUUGUGUCUUGUGACAAUGCGUUCCAAAAGACAUGUUUUUCAAAAAUACUGUCUCACAGGAACAACCGUUUGAAGUUUAAGCAAGUAAAAAUCUACCAGAAGGAACGAGUGAAUCAAAUUUUCAAUAGGGCUGCUUAAUUUUGCGAUAUCAUUCCUAAAAUUAUUGUCGAUUGAAGCAUGUUCUAAUUGCUGGGGUUUUGCCUUUUGGAAACGAUGUUAUCAGGAUCGUUUAGGACAGUGUGUUAAUUAAAUAGUCUCGGUAAUAUUGUUUAAAUCAAAAGAUAGCCUUGCCUUUGGGUAUACGUCUGUGUUCGGUUAUGGUACUUGAAUUAAACUUUCAGUUCGGCAGUUCCGCCUGCUUUGCCCUUUCAAAGUAACUUUUAUGCAAAGCCUAAAGGUUUUGAUCUUAUGAAACGUAUCUUUACAGUUCAGGUUUGUUCCAGGGCAUAAAAAACAAUUCAAUAUAACAUUAAAGUGUUUUUUUUUUUAUAAAAUUUUAUUUUGUUUGCAUGCAAGUUAAAGUGUUAUAUGGAAUAAAAAUUAGUCUCCUGCGGUUUCGUCUCAUUACAUUAAACACGAGUCGUGCAGUUUCUCAAUAAACCGCUUUCGAUUCGGCUUAUAGUUUCAAAUCUGUAGGAACGUAUAAAUUAUAUAUAUGUUGUACAUGCUGUUUGAGGUUUUUGAUAAUCAUUAUAUAUAAAAUUGACUUUUUGUUGACAGGCUUUUAUUCAUCAAAAUUUUUCGUCUCAACUUAUUUUAGAGAUCGCAAUAUAUUUUAAUCCACAACUUAGUAAGUGCGAAGAUUUUUGUGAGCCCCCCUUUCAAGUUCACAUGGCUUUAUUGAGACUGUAAUCUUUGGGCAUCGUCUUGGCUAGCUUGUUCAAAAUAGACACGGAACGAUAUGGAUUACGUGUGGUAAUGGAUUACGUGUGGUAAUGAUUAGAUCGGCAUUUCUCGGAUUAUUUUGUUUGGGUCAAUAUAUCAACAUUCAUUUACAUCCUGCUUGCUUUUUCCUGUAUGCAACACGAGAGAUACGAUACCCUCGCUCGACUAAUAUUAGUAGAAAGUAUUCAAAUGAGAUCUACUGUUCGUCCUAGGACUAUAUAAUAGCUAUAUGCAUUGAUUUUAUUAGCAAUAUUAGGCAUUUGGCAUUACACUGUCAACAAGUAUAUGUUAUAAAAAUUAGGUUUUCUAUAUGUUUCCUGCUAAUUUCAACGGGCUAAUUCAUUGUUUAUGUCUGUGUGGAAAUUGGUAUAUAUAAAAACAGAGCCCAACAGCUAGAUUGUAAAAUAUUUGAUACGAAUGGCAAAGUAUGACACCAAUAUACGUGCAUACAACCUGUUUCUAAAAGUUGCAACCAAUUUUUAAAGGUUUUUUUUAACCUAUUGAAUAUAGGUUAGAUCGAUUAGUCAAAACUAAUAAAAAUAGAUUGAUUUUGGUCAUGCAAAUUAAUUCGUUGAUUUUUGUAACCAAAUCGGUUGUUAUAACCCAUUAGGCAUUUAUAAGGCCAUUUUCAUUUGUCAGUCAGAGUUAUUGACGAUGAUGAUAGUAUAUUAAUCGUUAUCAUGUAGUUAGCAAACAUGGUCGCCACUGAAACAAAUCUAUUGUAUUUUUAUGCAGCUUUUAUAUAAUUUGACCUCAAGUCAUUGACGGGUCCGUGCUUGUUUUUAAUUUCGUGUCGUAUUUCGAGUGAUCCUCUGGAAAUUUGUUAUUGCACUUGUUAACGUAAUCGUCUGGCCCUGAGGCUGACUGCCAUUGAUAUUAAUGUGAGAAUUUUAUGCUUUAUGCCUUUUUAAAAUGUAUUUUGAGCACUAUAUAACUAUAAGCCAGAAUAGGAUACUAUUAUAAAGUAUACAAAAUAAUGGUAACUUUGAACAAUGUUAUUUUAAUAUCGACGUUUCGACUAAUAUUUAGUCGAAACGUCGAUAAUAUUCUAUUCUAUAACAUCAUUGUAUGGUAUCUCUGGGCGUCUGAUGACCUAUAUCGCUAUAUAGAAUUAUACCCACAAUUUUUCCCGCUUUACUCUGAAUCCAAAUCCUUUAUACUACUAUACAUAUCAGAAUUGUUAUCUCGACAGGAUACUAGCUAACUGGUAAUAAAAUUAUGGAACAGUGUUGACAAAGUAGCUCCUCCAAAUAUUUUCUCUAGUGUCAAAACAUUUAAACAUUACCUUUAUAAUUCUUGUUAGUUUUACUGCAUGUAUUUGAUGUAAGUAUGUUAUGUACUUGGUUUAGCCUGAUUGUCCUUUCACAGGAGUUAAUAAUUGACUGUCUCAUAGACAUAGUAUAUGAAUUUCGUUAGUAUUGAAGUUGGUUAACUUUUUAUGCUAUAUAUAGUAUCUAUACGUAUUUUAUUGCGGAACAGGUGCAUGGAUAAAUUUCAAACAUUUAACAGUUUUCGUUUUAUUUUCUCAUAUUAUAUCAAAUUUUAAGUGAUAUAAGAUAUUCCUGAAACGUCGAUAAUAAAUUGAAAAUGAAAUUGAAAUGUUCGUUUGAACUUUAUUGAAAUACUUCUAGUGGUUACCGAAAAUUCUAGGCUAUACCGUUAUGUCAAUAGUAAAAACCCAACGGGCAAAUGAAUACGCAUUGGGUUGGGCACAUUUGGAAUUCGAAACAGAAUUCCACUAACGAAGACCUAAAAGGGUCCAAAAUAUUCAUGUGACGUUAAACUCUCAAGCUGUCAACAUCGUUCCCUGCUGACAAUUCUGUCAAGUUUAUAAACAACAAUAAUGUUUCCCAAGAAACUGUUUUGCCUCUGGGGGGAUUUAUCCUAUGACAAAUAAUGGAAACUUUUUUCUUUGGUGCAUGUAUAUUAAAAAAAAAAUGCACGAAAAUAAUUACAUAUCAUUUCAAACACUUAUUAACAAUUCAUAAGCUUAUUGGCGAAUCAUGCAUGUCAACCAAAUAUGUCGCGUCAUGAGGCUUACCUGAUAAAACUCAUCUUCAUUAGUAUUCUUUAUAUAAAAAUCCAUCCUAAUUACUUUAGUAAUUAGUAUACUUUAUAUAAAGAAUACUAGUGAGACGGCAUCUAUUGUAGUCGUGUUUGAAGCUAUUCAAAACACUUGUAGACUGUAGUCGUGCAGUUUUAUAUCUAAAAUGCUCGUGCUGCGCACUCACAUUUAAAAUAUGAUAAAACACUCCUACGCGUAUUUUAAAUAGUACUUAAAUUGUCCAAAUAUUUUGCCAAUUAUUUUAACAUAUACAGCAUCAUAAUGUCUUCAAUAACAAAUUCAAACGCAUUUGAAUUUGUUAUUGAAGUUCAAACGCAAAUUCAAACGCAUUUGAAUUUGUUAUUUCAAUUUGUUAUCGUUAGAUCCAAGUUAGUUCUUUGACAAAAAUAUCUAGUUGUUUUUUAUGCAGGCUAUUUGAAAUUGGAUGUGCGUGACCCUUGCCACAAAGAUAACUAAUAUUAUACCGGCUACGUGACAGUAAUUGGCAGUUUUCAUAGCUGAUUAUAUUUAAGUGUUUUUGAUUUCAUUUGCCAGUUAUACUUUGGUCGUUGUAUGCAUAUACUUGGCAGAGAUUCAGUUCCUCAUGAGUCAUGGUCAUAGACGUAUUUUGCUAUGAAUACAUUAACUAUUAUACUUGAACGCGCUAUAGCUUGCAAUUUUAACUAUUCAAACUGAGAGAGUUGAUUCUCACAGACACAGAUAUAAAGAUUUGAACCGCUUCUAAGGUUUAUCAAUAAGUAUUGUGUUCUAAAAUGGAAACGUUCAAACAUAAGUGUGUACCCGUGUUAACUUUGCUGGUCAGAAAAGGUGAGAAACGGCGAAGCGAAAAUAUAUUUGAAAGAGAGAAAUCCCAAGAAAAUACUUUCGAAUAAGACGAGUUUUUGAGACUGAACAUUUUUUGAAGGUUGUACAUUUUUUUAGUAGCUAUAUUUUGUCAUCAGACCGAAUGAUGCAUGUGAUAUACACUAUGUCAAGUAUUGUAUUUUAUUUUUAUUUUGUCUACCUGAAAUUUUCUAGUACAAUUUCCGGUGCUGCAAAUCACUACUAACAAACUACAUGUAUAUUUCUCGUGUAUGAUAUAAUGAGCAAUUUUACCAUGAGCUCGAAUCAGUACAGAAAGUGAACUGAUAUUUGGCGAGCAACUCGACUAAUCAGAUUGUGGAAUAGCUCAUAUAUAGCGGAUGUCUAUACAUUAUAUUAUAUCCUUUAUUAGUUUUGUACGUGAAUUAUUAUACUUUGCGUUGGUAAAGAACUCUUCGAAGUUACGAGAACAUUCCAUUAUUUCGAAGAACAAAGACAAAAGAGCAAUUCAGAAUUUCUUAGUAACUAGUAGCUGUUAAGAAUGAUCGGUUUAAUCUGACAGAGUGUAUAUUGUUAUUUAUUGCAAUAUGAUUAUAAAGCACACAGUAUUCAAAAGUGCAUUCAUUUUGCCUUUACGUGAAGAACGGUCCUUGAAAUUUGCAAUGUUGAUUGACAUAAUUGUUACAUUUCCUGUUCUUUAGAUUCAAAUUCGUUGUCAUCUUGCAAUGACUUGAGUCCAGCGGCAUCCCUCUAUAAUAGUCCUGGUGUUCUCAACGGAGCAACAUCACCACCCGUGCGAAGGCGAGCGAGGUCAACUGGACAGUUUGGAACAUUGCGGUAAGCUUGUGAACUAACAGUAAGGCCAUUUCCACUCCUUGAAAAGAUGAGAUUAUCUAGUGUAUUUGUUUUCGUCUCUCAAUGGACAUCUAGCGAUAACGAUUUCGAUCUCUACAACAUAUUUAAAGCUUAUUCAGUUUAGGUUUCCUCCUGUAGUAACCAUGGAUCGGUGAGGAUUGCCCUUACUGCACUUCUGGAAAGGACAGUUUAAGACUGACAGGGUUAUUCAGUAUAAUAAUAAAACAUAAAACAAUGGAUUUUUAUUCUUUACGUUUCGACUACUGUAUAAUUUAAAUCAUCUUCAGAAGAAUGCCUGAAGAUGACUUAAAUUACAGAACGAUUUUGUAUCUUUCCUCAAUUUUUUUAAAAAAAUUUUAUUCAGUAUAAAUAAAGUUGGUCAGUUUAGUUUAGCUUGCUUGUAAAACUAUCGAAUUUCGUUGCGAUGUUACUCACGGAGGAAUCAACAAUUCUCAAGAUAUGUACUGUACAUUCUUGAGUCAUCCUGCGUGACCAACUCCAUGGCUUUAAUAAUUCUCUAUCUUUCCCCAAUUUUUAAUUCAGAAUGAAACCUUGGAGACGAGACUCGAUGAAUAAGAGUAAAAAGUCUCUGCAACCUUCUCCUGUUCCGCGCAACACAAGAAUCUCGGGAGGAGGAAGUAAAAAGCUGCAGGUUUGUGCGAAUUGUAGUUCCUUAUUCAUUUUAUCUGUUGGCUUCCUCGUAUAAAAUUAGAAAUAAUUAUUCCUGACACCUUUCUCGUAGGUUGUUGUGGAACAGUUCUUAUUGCAAGUUGUAGCAGACUUGCAACAAACUUGCAGCAGACUUGUAGCAAUGCUGUUCCAACAACUUGUCAACAGGAUGUGUUCGCACUGCUGGUCCCCAGCUUGUUGGCAAGUUUGUUGAGCUCAACGGACUUGUUACUUGCAAUCGUCCUGCCAUUCAACAAUUUGUCAACAAGUUGGGAGUGACAACCUUGUAGCAACGUGAUAAAAUGACAGCGUUGUUACAACUUGUUGACAAGCUUGCUACAAGCCUGCUGCGAACACAUCUUGUUGACAAGUUGUGAGAUUUUUACGUGUGUGCGUCGUUUCCCUGCAGUACAACAACAGUAGGAACGAUUAAGAACUGAUAGAGCUUUCCAGUACAAGCAAAAAGGUAGUUCAGGGUAAAAUUUUUCCCCUUAUGAAAAAUCAUUUGUUUUAUAGGCUUUACUUGGCGCCAGUGAAAAUGACAUCGAUCUUUUAAUGAAGACAAAAAAUUCGCCAGUGUCGGGUUCACCACUCAAGGUAAUAUAUUUUCUGUACAACUGUAAUUUUCAUGAAUCGAGUGUUCUCCUUCUUGGCAGCAAAAUUCAGGAAUAAAGUAUUCCUUUGUAUGCCAUUAAUAUUUCAAAUUUCCUGCGACACUUCGUCGCCAAGAAGGCUGUUAAGGGGUCUAUUAAUUUAAUCGCGUUUAAAAAACAAAGUAAUUAUCUGUUGUUCGAAUGGAUAAAAAUAACAAAUGUUUCCUGCAAUAGACAAUUCCCAUUAUAGACUAAUUUUAAAACUGGGCAAGGAGAUGCAAAUAAAUCACCACAGCUAGAAAGAGCAUACUAAAAUUAGUAAGUUUGCAAAGUUUGGUUGCGAAAUGUUGUAAAAUGCGGAAAAUAUAGCCUUGCAAAGUUUGCAAAUUUUGUAUACUUUUGUAUUGCGUGCGGAAAUUGCUACCAUUUUCGGCCCAAAUGUGGUAGGAAUGUGGUAGGAAUUUCGCACGCAAUACAAAAGUAUACAAAAAUUGCGAACUUUGGAAGGCUGUAUUUUCCGCAUUUUACAACAUUUCGCAACCAAACUUUGCAAUUUUACUAAUUUUAGUAUGCUCUUUCUAGCUGUGGUGAUUUAUUUGCAUCUCCUUGUCUAGUUUUAAAAUUAGUCCAUAAUGGGAAUUGUCUAUUAAUAUACUGAAAUUUCCUGCGAGCAGCUACUUAUAGAACGAAUUCUGUAUAUACAGGCUGUUCAUAAGAAUUUGCUACCAGCUUGUUGUCAUCAACUUCUUAACAACUUGUUACGUGCAGACGAUAUCAGAUUUGCUGGAACAACCUGUUGGCGAGUGUGUUGGCCUCGUCAACCGUGUUACAAGAUGAUAACAACUUAUGAGAUUCUUAUGCGUAUAGAUGAAGUUUAUCCCAAAAUUAACUAUCAUAAAAUAAAUUUUGUGUGAAACUUUGUAAUGGUGUUGAGGAGCAAAUACUUUCCUACAGUGAGCUCUGAGACAUUCACCCAAUCAAAUUUUAUUUUCCAGAAUGCCGGCUCUUUGGAGGAAGACCUAGCCCUACCCGAAGAACCCGACGGUCAGUUGGUUGCGGAAAAUGGAAGUAACGGAUCAACGGAAAUAAUUCACGACGAGAUGGAGGAAAUACGGCGGAGUAAAGAAAGUUUACAAAGCAAGGAAAGUUUACAGAGCAAAGAGAGUUUGGCAGAAAGUAAUGAAAGUUUAUUAAAUGACGAAGACGCUGUGAAAAGCAAUGGCGUCGAUGUCGAAGAAGGAGAUACGAAAGAUGGCGAGAGUCAGGAGGACAAGGAAGGUGUUGCACUCAAGAAACGAAUGUGAGUAUUGAUUAAAGUGGCACUGUCAUUAAAAUUUUUAUUUUCUUAAACGAAAAUGCUCUUAAUUAUAGUAACUUCUUUUGAAGAUUUUUGUUCCCAUGUUUAGUUCUUCGGAUUCAUUUUGUUUGUAACCAUGCAUGUGACGUCAUUUACCAUUAUAUAUGUAUUAUAUAUGUAGUUGAGUAAAUGACGUCACAUGGUUUCAAUAAUACAAUCACAUAUACAUAAUUUGGAAACUUUGCAAGGCUAUAUUUUACAAGCUUUACAACAUUUCGCAACCAAAUUUUGAAAUAUUACUAAUUUCAUUAUGUUUUUUUAGCUGCGGUAUUUGAUUCCCUUCUCUUUACUUAGAUAAAACCCUAUAGGGUAUAGUGUAUUCAUGUAUAGUAUAAUCAUGGACACGUUUUUCAUAACAAAAUUCCAGCAUUGUUUCCCAGCCAGCAGAAGAUUGUACAUCUUUCUGCCUGCAGAAAAUUACACAUCUUUGUGUCUAAAAUGUUGUCGUUGCUUUUCUUCAGGUAUGUUAUCAAGGAACUCAUUCAUACGGAACAAGAUUAUGUUACGGAUCUUGAAUCAGUUGUCGAGGUAAAUGUUUUAUCACAAUUACUUGCAGAUUGCACACAUUAAUUUCUUAGGCUCUUAAUGUAUGGCUACUUACACUUACUCUGACAAAAGCUGAGCCAGCUGACAUGACCAUUGUAUGUUUUUCAAAAGGGUUACAUCCCAGAAAUGUCAAAAGAUGACGUUCCCGAGGAGCUCAAAGGAAAAGAACGAGAAAUUUUUGGAAACAUGAGGCAAAUCCUUGAAUGGCACAAAAGGUAGGACUUUAUUUAAUACUAAUCAUUUUGAUAUUAUAUUCCCAAGGCACAUUCAAUAUGAUCAAUUUAAACUUUCAUUUAUGUAAUUGGUGAUAAUUCAUAAUUCCAUAUAUCUUCUAGCUUCUUUUGCAACGAACUUGAAAAAUGCGAAGAUGCACCUGAACGUAUCGGGACCGUUUUCCUUAAAGCAGUAAGUUUUACCUUGAAAAGAAAACGCUUCCACGUUUAAAGUGCGAUUAACCCCAAAUAUAGUUUUUGGUAUGUGUAAUAUUUGGGUCAUUGUAAGAAGAAAUGUAAUGUAUCUUUAUAGUAAAAAAUCUCAUCUUGAUCAACUUUUUCACUGUCAAAGAUUCCGGAUAUGAUGUCAUUAGGUGAAUUUGUGGUACAAGAAAACAAAGGAAAUCUAAUUUGAAAUUCACCUAAUGACAUCAUAUCUGGAAACUUUGACAGUGAAAAAGUUGGGAUUUUUUAUUAUAAAAGAUAUAUUACAUUCCUUCUUCGAAUGACCUAAAUAUUACACAUACAGUACCAAAAAUCAUAUUUGUGGUUAGUCGCACUUUAAAGCGAAGACCCUUCGACACAAGUUUAACAUCCUUCGUGAGAGUAUCAAUCUUUUGGAAAAGGGAUUUCGCUCAAAACUUCAGACCCAAACCAUGCGCAACAGCUCUGUACCAUCACUGGGCUACAACUUUUUAACUGGGCUACCACGUUUAAAUAUUUAAGUGCCAUACUUUUCCCUGCAAGUAAGUCGAUAUUUUCCAUUCUGACUCAUUUUUUUCGUCCUCCUUAGGCCAAACGGUUAGAAAUGUACAUCCAUUAUUGUCAGAAGAAACCAAAAUCUGAAGGUCUUGUCCGAGAAUUUGAGGACACCUAUUUCCAGGAAUUGAAAACGCGUCUUGGUCAUCGCUUGGCUCUCUCGGAUUAUCUAAUUAAACCUGUUCAGAGAAUCAUGAAGUAUCAACUUCUACUCAAGGUAAUGUUAUAAAGUUGAAAUUAUCAUUGUUAACCAAGAUAACGACCGUUAGAAUUAGGUCAGUUUUUAGAAAAGUUUAGUUCAGGAAAAUGUUAACACGACUUUUUUCUUCUAGGAUAUAUUGAAAUACACAGAAAGAGCGAAUUUGGACUCCACCGACCUCAAGGUAGGAAAGACAAGCGUAUUUUUUGGUAUUCUCCUCUUCUUUUUCUACAGUACAGUAUAUGCUAGUCGGUCGAUGUACGGUUUAGAUGGAUGAUAAAACGAGAAACAGCCAGUGGAAUGGUCCGUGGGCUUAUCAUUCUUGCUCUUCUGCAUUGGCUUCGCUGAAUACCAUGCACCUAAACUUGAAGCAACUAAACUAAUUAAAGUCGUAGUUUUUGCAUUUGAGCCUUUUUCAAUUAGAGCAAAACGGUCCAGAAAAAUACAUAAUUGAACAGCGUGGACGAAAACACGCAUUGUUAUAGUAUUAAAAGUAUUCUGUUGCAGUUAUUGAUUUGAUUAACAUUUAUUAUAUUGACAGAGUGCGUUGGACAUAAUGCGAGUAAUUCCGAAGAAAGCAAAUGACAUGAUGAACGUUGGGAUGCUUGAAGGCUAUUGCGUAUGUAUCACUGUUGACCAUGCAUGUACUUAGCUGGGAUUUUAGAUUUUGGGAGUGUUUCUAAAUUUCCAGUUUGUAUACUUGCCAAUUACCCAGGAUAGCUAAAUAAUUCUGUUUCUACUAAUAUUUCUCCAGGGGAACGUGAAGGCUCAAGGUGACCUUAUCUUACAAGAUAUCGUUCAAGUCACUGACCACAGGGCGAAAACGAAGCCGGCCAAAAGACGUGUGUUUGUUUUUGAACAAAUGAUUAUAUUCAGUGAACCUUUUGAACGAAAGAAGGAUUGGACUGUGUUUAUUUAUCGACAUAGCAUCAAGGUAAGCACAGAUGUGGUACUUUUUGUGUACGUACUCAGGUGAAGAUGAUGCUUGUGGUGUUACUCUGAGUGUGCAUCCACACCGGGCAAGCUGAAGGAUUUGCCUGACCAUGGUGGGAAGUGAUCUGAUGCGUUUUUAAUUCCAGACCAACUUCAUGGGUGUGACGGAAAGCUACGGUGACGAUCCAUGUAAAUUUGCAAUCUGGACCCACCGAAGCACGAGUGAAAUUUACAUAUUGAAAACAGAAACACCGGAAGACAAAGUCAAAUGGAUCAAGACAUUAAAACAGUUGCUGGAACACUUGAAACAGUUUGCAAACGGUAAGAUUGCAUGCAAGUCAAUGGAGAUAUGCUGAGCAAUACUAAACGUAUGUGGUGUAUAAUUCAAUGCUAGCGCUCUUCCACGCUAUUUAUUAAUCUCAAAAUUGUUAAAAUUUUAAUAGAUCCUAAAGUGUCUUUGUUUUAAUCGUAACUAUUUGUUUGUUUUAAACUUCAGAGGAUGAAGAAGAGAAUUAUAAUGAUUUUUUAAACGAACUAAAUGAUAAUGAUGAAGGUGGGAUAUCGUAAACUCAAUAAAAUAUAAAAUAAAUUCAAGAAUAAUAGAAACCAAAAACAGUUUGAAUAAAUAAAGGAAGAGCCAAACAAACCGACACGAAGAAAAUAAACAAACAAACAAACAAACAAACAACGAAAAUCCAACGGUAAAUAGUAAACACUAAAAACAAAACAACUUUCAAACAAAUAAAACAAAAACUUAUUUAAACUUUUGAAAAAAUUUACACAAAAAAUUCAGAAAUAGAUAAACAAAUAGACAGGGCUGACUUAAAAAGACUUUGAACAACAAGCUGUAGUAAAUAAUAAACAGAAGUAUAAACAAUAACCAAUUUGCAAAUAAAAACAUUGAUGUCCUAAACAGUUAUGAAACAAAUAUUUUGCUCAUUAGUUGUCUUUAUAAAUGGGCCAACUUGUAAAACUUUUUUAUACUGUAAAAGAUAAAGGUAACCGGGUUAUGGAGUUGCUAAACAUGCUGAAUAAAACUGAAUUGAUUUCUGCAUUUCGUGUUUGAAUUAAAUAAUAAUUAUUCGUUUUUCAGCCCUUGUUAAUCCGAUUGAAUACCAAGGUGGAAACGCUGAUCCUUUGGGGAUUAAUAGGUACGUUUGUAGGUUUACUAUUAUUUCUCAUAAGCUUAUCGAGUGUUCUCAUAUGUACAUUAUUAUCCAUUUAGUGUUACGACUUCGGAAGGCCAGGUUACCCCGCCGGCUGUAACUGAAGAAAAUUCUCGAAAUAGUCUCGCCGCUCCAAGCGAAGUCAUUCGACGUCAUAGUUCUGCAACUAAGGUAAAUGAAAUUUUAUAUUUUAUAUAUAGUUACCGUAGAAUUCCGAAAUAGAAGGCCACCGUUAUACAGGGUUCACUACUUUCCAGAGGCGGGGUUACGGACCCGAAAAGUCGUGUUUUUUUUCCGGGCGCCCCGGUUUCCUCGCACAGGGAAAAUUGACAGGGGAGGUUAGGACUGUGGUUAGGAUAAACAUAGUUAGGAAAGUAAUAUCACAAUUGUUGUGUAGAUAAAAUAGUCUACACAGCUAAAGACGAUAAGGUUGUUGCAAUAUUGAUGAAAACAGGAUUGAACAGUGUUGUGCUGCCCGCAUUGUUCACAGUUGUCAACAAUAUUGAACAAUAUUGUCACACCCAAUUCAAGCUCAACAAUAUUGUUCAAUAUUGUUGACAAGUGUGAACAACGUGGGCAGCAAAACAUUGUUCAAUCCUGUUAAAUAGCGGGCUCAGUGUUUUUAGCCGUGUAGGCUAAGUACAGUAAGUAAUAUAUAAAUAAGCGUAAUACUUGAUGUAAUCGGUCACUGAAAAGCCCCAAUGGGGAGUGAACUGAAUAAUUAAUUAUAAUCAUCAUCACUUUCGAAAUGUUAAGUACAUCAAUGACAGGAAAAAUCAGUAACAUAGUGAGAAACGUUUUGUGGAAUGUACGAAAGUACAAGGUACUAUAUAUCAAUGUGUUUUAUAAGAAAUGAAUAGUAUAAAUUAUAAAUAUUAUUACUUUCAGACGAUGAGUGCGCCGACGCCGAACCAAGUGAAACAUUUUAGUCUGAUUCCUCUUCAUACGGCGAAAACGUUAGAAGGACUGACAGGAGCUUUUUCCGAAGCGGUAUGUUCUUUGAAUUGUUUUUGGUCUACAGAGAAUCUUUGCAAGCUCGUUUCAACAACCUGAUAUCAGGUUGUCUUCGUACUGACAAGUUGUAUGGACAGUAGCAUGCUUGCUACAAGGUUGAUGGCCAGUGUUCCAACAAGUUGUUACCACCUACAAUUCAGACCUUACUCAGGGUGCCCGAUGUUUUUCGACCCUCACAAAAAAGACUUCAUAUUUUAAAUUUUAAAUAGGCUUCAUAUUUUGCAACCCCGAGUAUUUAAACCUAAGCUGUCGAGAAUUGUAUUUUGCCUCGGGUGAAUUGGGCGAUAAACGAAAAUAAAAUAAUAGUAGACGCAUCUUGAUUUACGUGCAUGUGUUCAGUUUUGACCUCUCUCUCCGUUCUUUGUAGAGAGGGAAGGAUAAAUACAUCGCCACCUCCGACUACAAAUCGAAAGCAAAAGACCAAAUAUCCGUGAAGAAAGGCGACAUUGUCUACGUCGUGUCGAAUAAGAAACACGACAAGAAAUGGUUAUAUGGUCACGUCGCUGGAAUUGAAACUCUCGGGCUGGUCCCGGUACGUGUUUUACACAAGGAACCGGAUGAAAAUCACGUCAAUGAAGACGGUAAGGAACACGAGGAUAGAGGAAAUACCCUUCAGCACGGGCCCUUCUCCAGGGUUCGGUAGUUCGAAGCUGGAUUAACGCUAACCCUGGCUUACAAUUUGAUCUGUUCUGACCAUGGCCCUGUUCUAUUUUUUUAUAGAUUUGAUCCAAAACGGACCUGACAAAUCAAAGUUAACUCGCAAACACAGUUUCCCGUAAGUAAACUUUAUAUAAAACAAAAAAAAAUACUCCGAACAGAAGCACCUUGUCAGGGUGCGAUAAUUCAAGAUUUAAAGGCUGUUUACCACUUCAACCGUAUCGUAACGUACCGUACCGUAGCAUUUUCUUUUGUGUCGAAGUCAUUAAUAGUUCCAUACUGUCGCUCAGGAAAUAAACUGGCUUUAGUUGUUACUUCAGGUGGUACAAAUGCAAGACUUAGGUGCACGGGUUUCUGAAACGUAUUCAUUUAGUAAAGAAACCUAGCGAUUUAGAAGAAGAAGCACAAUUGCAUAUUGCUCGUUUGCAAUCGACGCCAUCUUGGUUGAUAUUCGUGGCAACUAAAAAUCUAUAUUCUUCAUUCUUUGUCGUAUUGUGCCAGAAAUCGUAAACUAUCCAUAAUACAGUAAGAUGUUUUCAAAACAAACCCGAACUAUUAAAGUAACUUAACUAUUUCGAUGUAAACGGCUGGACAAAACUUUAAAAUCAACCAAGAUGGCGCCUAAUGACACGUACUGUUGUGACGUCACGUGCAAACAAAGAAUACAAACACUUACAAUCGACUCCAACAUUUCUUGUCCCAUCAGCCCAAUCAUGGCUUGUUUUGUAUGUCUCGGAGUUGAGAUUGGAAAGUCCGUAUAACAUUAUUGGUAUUAUUAGAAUUACAAGUACUCGAGCUAAUCUUAAAACUUGCUUCCUCUUUCUAGGAGUAACGCUUUACGACGUGUGACGCAGAAAAAAACAAAACAAGAUUUCUUUAGCCAUAUUUCAUUACAAUUACGAGACAGCAUCGAGAAAUUUCAAAGUGAUUUAAGCGCUGACACGUGUCCGGUGGAAGGUGAAACCGAGCAUGUAAGUUCAGUUUUGAAAUUCUGUAAAUUGACAGACUUCUAGGAAUCUCAGGAAUAGAAUUUACUGUGUAUUAGGCAAUUCAAAACUACUUUACAAAGUUGUUACCUGACAGUCCUGAGAGAAUGCUUCAACGAAGAAGAUUCGGAGACAUGUAGGACUAUAUAUGUCUGAAGUGUAACACUAGUCGUUACUCGUGUUCUAAAUUAACUUGUUGUUUUUAGUCGCCUGUCCAUGUACUGUACUGUGUUAUUAUUGUGCGUAUUUUUGUAUAAAGGACCCACAGUAAUUGGUUUACAUUGUUGUGGUGUCCCUGCCAUUCUUGUCCAUAUUUAUUGUCUAGAUGUCUAUUUGCUGUUCUGUUACGUGUUUUUGCCAAAGUUUAAUAAAUGAAUGAAUGAAUGAAUGCUAUUUCAUAGUUUAUCAUUUUUGUUUGAAGUUAAAUGUGUAUUUUUCUUCGUUUUUAGUUGCCAAAUGGGACUGCUGUUAAAGAAAGUAAGUUUAUGUGUAAGUCAUUGUUGUAAUAGGAAGAAUUUCUCUGCUACCGUUAUACAGAGGGCAAAAGAUCGAUACUCGAGCUCAAACUUUCUCUGUUUCGUUACUGUCAGAAGGACUGUGAAUAUUUACUUCCAAAGUGGAACGAAAUUUACAAUAUUUUCAAAUAAGUGUGAAAUCAACUACGCGUUAAUAUCAACCCAUUGAGCGCCAGGGCUCUCCCCUUGACGAGUAAAAUCAUCUGACGUUAGACAGAGUAAAAUAUUUUAGUAAGGCGCAUUUGGGUGCAAUGCAAGUUAAUGGGUUAACCAGGCACAUGGGCAGAUAAGAACAUCAAAUCGUAGGUAUCUCGGAUCCCUUAUCAAUUGGGUAAUAGCCGGCUCUGUUGGGAAUUCCGCUCACCAAUUAGUAAGAAACUCGAUAAACUUAACAGAUUGAUUAACCCAUUGAGCGUCAGGGCUGUCCCCGUACGUUUUACGUAAUAUAUUCAAAUUAAAUAUUUUGUUCUUUAGCGAGUCCGCGUUGGCGUUUAGAACUCCGAGACGCAGUUAUCAACCGUCCUAACACCUUGAGACUAUCCUGCGAGGUCGUGGGGAACCCUAGUCCGACUGUUCAGUGGGAGAAGGACUCUAAAUCGAUCACCGCCACGGAUCGUGUUAAGAUCACGCAAGAGUCGCAACGCAGCACGCUCGAGAUCACGACCAGCGCGUUUGAAGAUAGCGGUGUUUACACGUGUACCGCGGUGAACGAACACGGUCACGUGACGACGUCUUGUAUCGCGCAAGUUCGAGGUAAUUUGAAUAAAUAAGUUGUCUUUCAUAUACUUUACUGCUAAAGCCUGGUUCACGAUAGCAAUUUUGUCGGCGAUCUUGUGUUUCUGACAGAUGCAAAUGAGUGAACUCGCACACAAAAGUAUAGAGUCACUUUUCAGAAGUAAACAAUUCUAAGUCUUUUUCAUGUCAUUCGUUCCAUCACAUUUGCCAGGAGACGAAAAAUCGCCGAAUGAACCAGGAUUAAGGACUCUUUUCCACUCAUUGCAAGUUCGCUGCGAGUGUUUGCAUAUCAUUAAAUCACACUGUCGAGCAUUGUGAUUGGUUGAAAGAACUCUCAAAAAGGUUGCGAGUUCAUUCUUGCAAUGAAUGAGAAAGAGGCUUAAGUCUAUCUACACUGGAUAUAGCUCUACCAGAAUGCACCAGUUCCUAAUAUCGAAUAUCCCUUGUGGAUCCAAAGUUUUAGUAACUACAGGAAAAGUCUGAACUUAACUGACUUUAUUUUGACUGGAUAGCUUUGUCAGUUCUAAAUUGUUCUCUCCAGAAUGCCAGAAAUGGUGAAAAUCUGAAAGUCUGCGGUGUUUGGUAGAGUCAAACUAAAAGCACUCCGGUUUAUCAAACAAGUUCCCGAUGUAGGAGUCCCAAACAAAUUGUCUCUGUAAUAUAUGAAUAUGUGUUGAAAUUUUUUUAAGGGAUCAUUUCCUCUAUAUAAGUGUUCGUACCAUCCUCAACGGGCAUCGCGUAACUUUUCUAUAAUUCUGCAUUCUACCUCUGCCAUUUGUCUCACUAGAUACAUCUGCUCCAUACAUAUUAGCACUGUUCUUAUUACUCUUUAUCUUAUCAGACUUGGAAAAAGUGUUUAAAGAAUGUGUGUCAACCGUCCUGCUUUACAAGCUCAAACCUACUUCACGGCCGUUUUAAUGGCCGACUAAUAGAGGUUUCUUUUUCAAUCCAUGAUAUAUUUCAAACAUCCUAUGGGUACACUUGCUCAUUUUAAUUUAUUUAUACUGAAAAUGCACUGAAGAAAUAGUUUCCAUUGUCAUUUGUUGCUAUUGAAUCACCGCCCAAGGUAAGAUGUAAACAAUAACAAUGAGGUUGACACUUGACACACAUUCUUUGAUGUUCCUCGGAUCCUGAACUUUUUUAAUUGCACCUGAAAAGUGUGUAAAAACAAUGGAAAAUUUGACCGUACAUUGUAUACAAUUGUGCAUUAUAAUGCAAAGUAUACUCGAUUGUAUUUGUUACAUAUCGCAAAUGACGGACAAUGAAGUAUGAUUAAUCAUUCCUUGAGAUUUUCCCAUGACGUGUUUGUGAAAGAUUGAAAUUGUUCCUCAAUGUACCUCAGGAUCCGGGAUCCCACCUCUUUCCAGCUCUGCAUCUCAAAUGGUAUAACGUAAAUGCUACAUACCCCGUUCUUGUUUCAGAUAAACCUUCAUCGCCCUCCAAACCGUCCGUCACCGAGAUCACAUCUUCGUCAGUCAUCGUAAAAUGGAAUCCACCUGCGAGCGAUGGCAACAGUACCAUAACCGCGUACACGGUCGAAUGUAAGGAGACUGGGGUUAGUCAUUGGCAGGCACCAGUCCCUUUCGUGUCGACUACAUCCACGGUCGUCGAUGAUCUCACUCCAGGUUCAGUGUAUCAGUUCAGAGUCAGUGCGAACAACGUGGUGGGCAUUAGCAAACCCAGUCCCCCGACGGAGUCGAUCACGCUUGAUAUCGGUAAUGGUGAGUGCUCGUAUUUUUGUUUUGUUUCAAUUUUACCAGGGUUAGAGUGGACCACAGACCAUCCUUUUGUUAUGUAGUUCGGUUAUAUUUUCGCCUUGGUUAUGCGAGAAGAAUGGUUUCGGUUUAGCCCUACCAAACACCGCAGGCUUUUUUGAAUUUCUUGUGGCCCUUAUGGAGACCACAGAAUAGACAACUUGCAGAGACCGACUUUCUGGUUUUGCCUAUGAUUACGAGAGGCAUUCGCCCCCUGAAAAUCUUCAAAAUGACGGACUUUCAGGGGGGUGAAUGCCUUUCGUAAGCGCGCUAGUCGAUCUUCUGUAAGAUGUCUAUUCUGUGCUGCAGGGAGAACAGUUUAGAACUGGUCAGUUUUCCUUCUGCAGUAACACUAAUGCAAUAACUAAUACGGGAUGGCCCAUACUGGACUUCUUGGGAGAACAGUUUGGAUCUGAUACAGCUAUCUUGUGCUGUGCUAUCCAGUGUAGCACAGUUCACACAAAUCUAUUGUUCAAUCUUUUGAAAUUCACACGUCUGUCCGAAAUUUGAUGAUCUCAAUAGAUGUGCUGUACUGCACGAACGCUUUCUCCUAUCUUGUAUCUAUCUGCUAGUAUGCCCACACAUAAAUAUAAAGGCAUCUUACUCAAUAUAAAUUAUGCAGACGGUUGCGUGCUUGAUCGAAUGCUAGAUCCAAUAUAUCGUUGUCACAUUUUGGCUCUGGAAGGUUUCACAACAGCUGUCGUAUUGACAGAUUGUUUACUCAGUGCUAUACAUAUUAUAAUUUCAUAUUCAUAACACCUGCGGUUUAUAAUUGCGGCGUCGUACUGGGUUAAUAUCCAAAGCACAGGGUAUUAUAUCAUCCAAUAUUAUAUAUGUUCACUAUAUUUGUUUCCCUUUUAGAAAAACGAGCUUUAUGAUACACGUUCACUUUUCACCAAAGAGGCGAAGAAUCGUUUCGAUUAUGAGUCACUGUACACUACUCGCUUACUCCAACGAAUUUAAACACAGGAACUAAACGCCACUAAAUGGAAUAAUGACUAACAUUAAUUUGUAACAAUAAGAUGUAUUGCUAUAUAAACUGUAUAGAACUAUAUUAUAUUUAUAUACAAAAUAACCUGUAAAUAUAUUGGAAUUGGUUUCAUCAAUAAAUCUAAUCUCAAGGAAAUCUAAAUCUGUUGAAAAUUAUAGUAUUAUUGUUUUGAUAUCCACAGCUCGCCUUGUUUGAGUCAAAACCACAAGGCACAAUACUAGAUUGGAUGAGACAAGCCGGUAAAUUAUUAAUUAUAUUAGUUGUCAGCGUUUCUUUGUAUACAGUAGACACACAAAGCACUGCUAAUUUUCCAAACCCAAUGUCUGGCUUUUUGUUUUCAAGUAAAUAAAAGAUUACCCUUUAAAAAAUAACUGGUGUGCAGCACUUGCAUUGAAUAAAACAGUGUUAACCAGUAUUAGGCUAGACUUGAACUAAAAAAAACAGUUAAUGUUUGUUCUUGUCGAGGAAAACAUUUCAAACCCCGUGUACAUUUUGAGUGCAAUAUUGGUUCACAGUUGACAUGACCGCCCCAUCAUUCAUAAUUAUUACUAAACUGGCAUAAAUUUUCGACACAAAAGUACCGAAAGUGCAAAUUAUGUACAGUGGUUGACAGUAAUUAUUCUGUUUCAAGUAGGCUCGAAAUCAAAUCAAACAAAACAACGUCACGCCAUUGGAUUCCGGUGCAGAUUUCCUUCAAUGUUUAACCGUUUGUGGGACUUUUUGAGGCUUUGAAACAUGAUAAACCUUCAGUUUCUUAAACGAAGACAUUCCUAUGGUGUUUCCCUGUUCCUUUUGGGGCAAUGGUCCAGAUAUUUUUCAGCAAGGCGAGCUGUGGUAGUGUUAAAAAGUUAAUGAAUUUAAAUUAAUGUCAUAAGUUUACAUGUUAAACAGUCAAACAGCGGCAUCCGUCUUGACCAUAAAAAGCAAAAAACGAAGGUAAACACUAAUUAAUGUUUAAAUAAAUUUAAAUGAAAUAACUAUAUAAACAUAAAUUUAAAAUAUUAGUCGUUAAAUAAAUUCGGAAGUGUUUUAAAAACGACGUAAAGUGAUAAUUGUGAUUUGUUAUGACAACAAAGUAUAGUUUGCAAUGUUGGACUUUUCACUUGAUGCUAAAGACUGAAGUAUAUGCAAUCUUUUACAGUAAAAAUACUUUGCUAAAACGUAAAAUUAUAAAAUUAAAAGCUAAGACUAAACCAAAAGCUCCUCAAUAUCUUAAAAUAUAGUCAUACAAGGAAGUAGUUCAGUACAGUUCCUCAAAAUUCAAGACGAAAAUAACUUUGUAAAAAGAACGGAAAAAAAUCACUGAAAAAAGAGCUCUUUCUACCAAAUGCAAAUUCCUACCUCUUCUGUCGCAUAUUAUGCAUGCACGUCCAAUAUCGUAAAAAUUUACAUGCAUCUUAAAAUUUGCUUUUUAUCUUCUUAAUCUCAUAAUUGGUUCCAUCUUUUAUCUUCCCAGGUAAAUUCCAUCGAGAUUUGGGCAAAGAUGCGGUCACGUGGAAGGCAGACAUAGACGAAUUUCACAACGUCUACGCCGAACUUGGAAGGUAAGGUUCGUUUUGAAAUGAUAGUGGGUUUCGUGCCUGCCACAUGUGGUCGGAAAUGAAGAGAUAUUUCCGACGUUUGGCAAUAUAGUUCACUUCCGACUGUCAAGUGAAAAUAUUUACCGAGUCAUGAAUAUUUUAAGACUUUUCUGGCUGAAUUAAUGCAGAUAAAUAAUCUAUAACGAUCGGUAAUUUCGAGGGUAAUUUAUCCAAUAUGCGUAACGAUGACAAGCCUAAUUCGUAUUAAUCUCAAACCCGGGCAAUUCCUUAAUAUCUCAAAAGCCGAAAGUUCAAAGGGGGCAAUUCUUUAAUAUCCCAAAGCUGUCGUGGUUUGUGUCUGAACUACACACGAAAAAAUCUCACAUCUUGUAGCAAGUUUGCCAACAAGCCGUCAACAGGUUGUGUUCGCUCUGCUUGUCCCAAGUUUUGAACAAGAUGUUAACAACUUAUGACAACCUUGUUGAUAUUAUCAGACUUUGUAUUGCAAGGUUGUUGCAACAAGUCCGAUACAGUCGUGAUAAAACAAUAUUGUUCCAACCUUGUUUCGUCAACCUUGUAACAUUCUUGUUAUCUCAUGACUGUAUCAGACUUGUUAGAACGACCUUGUAACAAGUCUGAUCACGCCAUCAAGCUAGUUACAAGUUGUUAACAGCUUGUUUUAAACUUGUUGCAACAACUGUUUUCCAAAUAUAGUCUAAAUACAAAUAUCUUUAUUCAGGGGAAGAUACUCGGUUGUCAAAAAGUGCGUCGACAAGAUAAGCGGCAAGGAAUACGCGGCAAAAUUAAUCAAAAAGCGAAUGUGCUCCCAACAAGACGUCGAGAGGGAGGUCACAAUAUUACGUCGCCUGAAACACCCGAAUAUUAACAUAUUCGUGGACUCUUUCGAGAAUGAUAAAAACUGGAUUCUUGUCCUGGAACUUUUACCAAACGGAAGAUUAUUCGACUCGAUCGUUGUCGCGAAUCCUUGGACGGAAAAGGAAGCCGUCGGUUUCGUGAAACAAAUUCUCGAAGCUGUUCAACAUUUACAUGACUGCAGAGUAGCACAUUUAGACUUGAAAGUAAGUGGAUAUUUUACUUUCCUGGUAUCGUUCUUGUUCAUUUUGGAUGUAAACCUAAGCUAAAUUACCUUUAUCUCUAGUGGAUAACUCUGUCAGUUGUAAACUGUUCCCCACAGAGGUCCAGUAAGGGCCAUCUCUUUCUGCUCCUCGCAAUUAGCACACCUGUGAUAUACAACUUCAUGUAACAUUCAAAAAGGCAUUAAUAAUUCAUGAGAAAACACAAAGAAAAAACAUAAACGGUGUCCUACCUUUAUAUAUGAUAGAGAUUUCCCUUGAUUUACAUAAACUUUAAUACCUUUGAUUUUCUCGACUUACACAACAUAUUUUUUGAAAACUACUUCGCCAAUGAACUUACUGGAUCGAUCGUUUUUGAAGCAAUUUAAAACAUUCGCAGUGCGUGUUUUAUGAUAAAACACUGCUGCUCGUGUUUUAAAUAAUAUACUUAAAAUGACUGGUUAUCUUCUUCGCGCUUUGUGAAUUUUAAUCUUUUGCCUUUUUUACACCAUUCUAGCCUGAAAACCUGUUGCUUGACUGUGGUCCUAUACCGAAAGUGAAGCUCGUCGACUUCGGGAGUGCAUUUACGAUGUCAAACGAAAAGAUCAUUCCUGAUCUUCUUGGCAACCCAGAAUUCUCUGGUAAGAAAAUACGUUUUGAAAAUACGUUUUGUUUCUGGUUGUGUUAACUUGGGUCCCGUUUACAUGUGACCGGAACGAAGUCAAACCGAAAUGAAAACUGAAAUUGUCAACAUGUUUACAUGAGACCUGUACGAAAAUCACAAAAUCUUCAAUGUAUUCCAUUGCCAGGCAAUUUUCUUUUCUCGAUAGCUUUUGUUAGCAUAUGUUGUUCCAAUGUCAAGGUUACAGCCGAGACCGGUCUGAAAUGUAUUUGUGUUUACAUUCUUCCCAGUCUGAAUUCAUGCCGGUCUGAAGUCAGUCGGCUUGGUCCAGCAGGCGGAAUGACUUGAGACUGGUCUGAGUUAUUUUCGUCCCGCGGUCUCAUGUAAACAUCUAUUACAAAUAAUACUAUGACCGAAACGAAAAUGUCCCAGUUUGACUUCGUUCCUGUCUCAUGUAAAUCUCAUAAUCAGACUUUCCAGACUAUUGCUUUUCCCCCAGUUUUUUUAGUUCUUGUAUCUUUCCUCCUUAUAAUGUCUGAUGAUUCCAUUGAUCUAAAAACUGUGAGCCAAAUGGUGUCACUUUCCUAUAAAGAACUUUGUUUGCAUGUGUUUCGUCUGUUGCUAUGUAGUUAAUGUCUGAUAUUCUCUGUUCUAGCUCCAGAAGUUAUUCGUGGAUUGGCUGUUAGCAUUGAAACGGAUGUCUGGUAAGAAUUUAAUCCAUUGAGUGUUCUAAUUAGUGUCUUACAGUUCAGUUCAGUACAGCACAAUACAAUAGAAAUCUAACUCGUUUUCCUCUUUUUCAUUUUAGGAGUAUUGGUGUUAUCAUUCACGUCAUGUAAGUACUUUUGUGUUUUGUACCACUACUUUUCCCAGCUGUAAUAAGUUUGAAACAAGUUUUUCCUGAAUCACCUAUUCUUCCUCGAAGUCCAGCAACUGUCAUCACCUAAAUCUGAGGUGUUUGGCAAAUUCAAAACACUCUUAUACCACAUACAACUGAGGUGCAACUAUAACCAGAACUCUGAAUAUUACAUGAAUCGAAUACCAACCACAGCGAUAAAACCGUGAAAGGGAAAUCCACUAACCACUUGUUUUUCCCUCAUUCUUUUCUAAGGGCGCUUUCCAUUAACACGGCCAGAACGGUCAAAUUGUUGAUUGGAACACAAAACAUUUGGGCUUCGGACCUAUCUGAGCGGAAAAUUUAGAUAACAUAAGAAUGAGGUCCAUUUUCGCUAGAUAUUUGAGAAACAUAGACCAGAUCUUUCCAUUGAUACAGAGAAAAGAAUUUGCGUCUGAAAAAUGGAAAGCGUCCUAAGUACUGUAGUUUAAUCUUGUGACUUAUACCAUUAUUUUGCCAAUCCUCACAGGCUAACGGGAGUAUCUCCAUUCUACGACGAACACUUGCAAACAAUGUGUGAUAACAUAUCUAAAGUGAACUGUGAUCUGGACGCAGAUUUCAUGACAAAUAUCUCAACCGAAGCCAAAGCUUUCAUCAAACGACUACUCAUUCGUGAGCAAUGGUAGGUUGAGAAUGAUCUAUUUUCGAAUUCUAUCUUAAGAGAUCAUGUUUUGUACGGCAUGGUACACAUAUUGUACACCAACAGAUGGUCAACAACUUGUGUUCGCUCUGCUGUUCCCAGUUGUACAGUACAAGUCUGGAACAAGUUGUUAUCAUCUUGUGUCAAGGUUGAUGAGCUCAACAGACUCGCAGCAAGUUGUUCCAAUAAGUCUGAUAAUCGUACGCACGUAACAAGUUGUUAACAAGUUCAUGACAACAAGCUCGUAGCAAUUUGUUACGAAGAACCUGUAUUAGUCUUGUUAGAACAAAUUGCAGCAAGUCUGUUACCAUCAUCAACCUUGUAACAAGGUGAUAAACAACUUGUUCCAGACUUGUCACAACAACUGGGGACAUAAUGUGAACAUAUCCUGCUGUCAGCUUGACAACAAUCUUGUUACAACUUGUUUGCAGAUAUGCAACAACUUGCGCGUUAUUACGUGUGUGGUUUACACACGCAAAAAUCUCACAUCUUGUAACAAGUUUGUCAACAAGUUGUCUUCGCACUGCUUGUCACAAGUUGUCAACAAGUUUGGAACAAGCUGUUAACAAUUUGUAAUAGCCUUGUUGACAUUAUCAGGCUUGUAACAAGGUUGUUCCAACAAGUCCGAUGCAGUCAUGAUAUAGCAGCAUUGUUACAACCUUGUGUCGUCAACCUUGUAACAUUCUUGUUUAUCAUGACUGUAUCAGACUUGUUAAAACAACCUUGUAACAAGUCUGAUAAUGCAAUCAAGCUUGUAUACAAGUUGUUAACAGCUUGUUCCAAACUUGUUACAACAACUGGGAACAAGCAGUGCGAAGGCAACUUGUUAACAGCUUGUGAACAGAUUUGUAACAACUUGUUUGCAGACUUGUAACAACUUGUUUGUUUUUACGUGUGUAGUCCUGCAUCUGCUAACCUAUGGCUCUUACUGAAACCCGUCAAUACCAAUCAAUUGUUCUAAUUUACAGGACGUGCAUGUCAUAAACUUAAUGUUUGCUGUUUUGUAGGAGACGACCGGAAUGCAGUGACUGUUUGGACUUCAGGUGGAUGAAGGUAUGAACUUUAUUUAAUUAUUUAUACUGAAUAGCUCGGUCAGUUCUGAACUGUUCUUCCAAGAGGUCCGGUAAGGGCAUUGUCUUAAUUGAAGAAAACGUGCAUUGUUGGUGUCGGCAUACCCGUGAGAUGAAAUUAUAUUCAGACAACUGUAUGUUGUAGGAGUCUAAGAUCUGUUUCAAACGUCGAAUUUUGGUCGCGUCGAAUGCAUUUAAGACAAUAGAUAAUGAGAUGAUAAACCUUAUUAAGCUUCAUUAUCUAUUGUUUGAAUCGCAUACGACGCGACCGAAAUUCGACGUAUGAAACAGGCCUGAGGCCCGUUUCAAACGUCCUGCUUCUCUUCGGCCAAAUGGUUAACAACAAUAGAUAAUGAGGCUUCUCAACUGAUGUAUCUAUUGUUUUUAAUGCGUUCGGCACAUGAGAAGCACGACAUUUGAAUACUGGCCUAAGCCAAGACAUACAAACAGUUUUUGAUAAGCAAACCAUUGUACAACCAACAUGUUCAAUCCGUCGUUUUCAACAUGCUCAUGUUAGCGUUUUUGUAUUCUUCUAGAUGAUAUCAACGCGUUCUCCGUUCCCUGUUCCUGUAACUCGACUAAACACAUCACGUCUGGCCUCGUUCAACGCAAGGCGGAGAAAAAACCAGGUAAAUACUAUAAUACUUAUUAUCCCAAUGUAAUCACCGAAAUCGUUGAUCCAAAACACUUUGGCCAUGCAGUUUUAGUGAAAGAUAAAGUUGUGCUGUUCUUCCUACAGGUCUGGUAAGAGCCACCGUUUUCCAGUCUUACCACAGGGGAAACCGUAGUCUACUUGGAGAAACCUGCUGUGUUUGCUAUAGCCAAACUGAAAGCUUUCUUCUCACAUCCGACUAAGACGAUGCAGUACCAUCAUAGUACUUCAGCCAGGCCCGCCCGCUUCAAAUAGAGGCCCUGCUUUGCAGGCUACCAUAGAAAUGUUCCUGAAUUGUUCUAUUCUGUUUUUCAGCACGAAGUCACUAAUAUCCGACCUUUACUUCUAACUGAGAAGGGAGAAUCAAAUGUAUGAUAAUAUAGGUGAGUUUAAAAAUUUUACUUCUCAUGUUACUGAAACACUAUUGGCACAGAUCACAUGAGUACCUGAGUUUAUCACAGAUUCAGCUUCAUAAUUCCGCUUCGUUAAGGCUUGGGCAAACUAGAAAACAAUGUUUUCUAGAAACUAGAAUGUUUUCUGGAAACUAGAAACAAUGUUUUCUAGAAACUAGAAUGUUUUCUGGAAACUAGAAAACAAUGUUUUCUAGAAACUAGAAUGUUUUCUGGAAACUAGAAAACAAUGUUUUCUGGUUUGUCUACCUUCGGGAAGCAUGGCUAGGAAACAAUGUUUCCUUAGGAAACAUGGCUAGGAAACAAUGCUUCCUGGUUUGCCCACCUUCCAGGUUUGCCCUUUCUGGUUGCCCACCUUUGGGAGAUAUGACUUGAGAGAGACACAAUGUUUCCGAUUAAUAUCUGGAAACAAUGUUUCCUGGUUUGACCACCUUUGGGGAAACAUGGCUAGGAAAGUCAGGAAACAAUGACUACUAUAUCACUAAUUUGCAAAUUUUUUUUUUCAGUUUCACCUAUUCGAAUUGUCUACCAUGACGUCAAAACAGUUGUACAAAGAUGUUUUUACAAGUUAUUUAUCAAAGAGAACCCUAUAAAUAGCGAUUUGUGUUCAAAGAUUAUUUAUUACCAUUUAAAUUUUUAUAUUAUUAAUAUUCCGUCUUUGGCGCCAAAACGUUCAUAACAUAUUCAAUUUUCUAAAGAAUAUAAAUUGUACAUAAAUAAUACAAAGAUUUAUUUUUCUAUAUAAAGUAUUAAGAGAGUAUGUGUUCAAACAAAUUGUGUUGUGUGUAUGUUGUUGCUCGAAUUCCCUGUAGUGCUGUUUUAUACUCUAUUAAAGGCUGGC
This is a messenger RNA of Paramuricea clavata, 41547 nucleotides long. NCBI's taxonomy places the organism in Eukaryota, Metazoa, Cnidaria, Anthozoa, Malacalcyonacea, Plexauridae. The record is from the annotation of a GenBank genome assembly.